ACUCUGACCUUUCACCUGUCAUGUGUGUCUGUGUGUGUGUGUCACACUCUGACCUUUCACCUGUCAUGUGUGUGUGUGUGUGUGUGUCACACUCUGACCUUUCACCUGUCAUGUGUGUGUGUGUGUGUGUGUCACACUCUGACCUUUCACCUGUCAUGUGUGUGUGUGUGUGUGUGUGUGUGUCACGCUCUGACCUCCUCCCUCACACCUGCCUCCUCUCAGUGGCUCCUCCCCUUUUAACGGCGCAGCCAGGUCUCCAUGGAGACGGCGGACGGCGAGCCGGUGACUUCCUGUGUGAAAGUUGAAGUUGUCAUCAAUAAAACAUCUUCUACGUCACGUGCGUCUCGGGACUUGAAAUGGGACACUGGCCCUUUAAGAGACGCCGCAGGAGGGGGGAGGGAGGGUAGGGGGGGGGGGGGGCAGGCGGCAGAGGAGCAGCAGCAGAGACAUGGCGGGAAGCAGCGCCUGAACACGACCAAGAUGGGCAACUCGUCCUUCCCAGCAGGUCGAGAGAAGAGAAAGCUUCCGAUGAUCUCCGCCAAUGAUGGCGAGUUCCCGCGGGACUACCACACGCUGGCGGGCGGCAUCCGGGCCCGGCGGAUUGACGGCGCCUCCAACGGCGGCUUGGCGUCGUCUUCGCUGGACCGCCGCCACAAGACGAUGGCGGCCAAGAGCCUGGAGGCCCUGACCAGCGUCCACAAGGCCGACGUCGAGCGCCAACGCCACGCCAGCAUGGAGCUCCAAAAGAACAACGCCACCAACAGCCCUGGCAGCUUGUCGCUAGGGGGCGCCGCCGCCAGGGGACGGCAGCAACAACAACAACAACAACAAGGUCACUACUGGAGUUUCAAGAGUCGUGCGCCUCGCGUGACCCGACUCAGCCCGACCAAGCCGGUUCUGGCGGAGCAGACCAGCAGGGUUCCCUUGGGGUCAGCAGAACACCUCGAGGCCAUGUCAGAGUCCGAGGUUCCCGUGGGUUUCAACCGAAUGAACCGCCUCCGCCAGAGUCUGCCGCUUGCCCGCUCCUCCAGCCAGAACAAGCUGCGGGCGCCAGGUGUCCUCCUGCUGCAGUUGGGCGAGGAGACUCGCCGAGUGCACCUGAGUCACGAGCUGAGCAGCCUGGACACGCUGAGGGCGCUCAUUGUACACGUGUUCCCUCAGAGGCUCACCAUGGCCACGCUCAGGUCGCCCAGCACGGCUCUCCUGAUUAAAGACGAGACCCGGAACGUCUUCUACGAGUUGGAGGACCCGCGAGACGUCCAGGACCGCUGUGUCAUUAAGAUCUACUGCAAAGAGCCCAUUUACGGAACCUUCCCUGGACGCCAGAACCCCCACCUGGCCAACGGAGACGUGCGGAGGGAGGUGGGGUACGCCCCCCAGGACUCGCCCCCCCCUCGCCGCCUCAGCAACGCUCCCAUGACCUCCCAGCAUUCCUCCGCCUCAUCCUCGCCCCCUCAAGGCUCGCCAUCCCGUGCCCGCCUCCUGUACAGCGGCGGGAGACCCUCCUCGUACGCCGGCCCACCCCACCACCCGCACUCCUCCCCCCACCACAGCCAGCCGGCUUUCUGCUCCACCUCCAGCGCCAUCUUGGAACGGCGUGAUGUGAAGCCUGACGACGAGGUGGGCGGGUCCAGGAGCGUGGUGCUGGUGCGUGCGGACGAGCGCGUGGGCAUCGGGGGGGCCUACACUGACCCCUACUCUCUGGCCAUGGACAGCAACCGCAUGACUCUUGCCGGUGCACCGCACUCGCCUCUCGCGGGCAGGACCGACCCAUACGGCUCCCUGUACCGGCGAGGAGGGGGCGGGUCUGUGCGUUCGCUGACGUCCUACUCGGCCGCCGCUUUACAAGGAGAGCUAAUGGAGGGCGGCGCCCUCUACAGACCGGGCGGCCCGCUUUACAACGACGCCUACGCGGCGUCCGUGUUGGCCAUGGGUCUGCGUGUGCCGCCCCCAUCCUCCCCUCAGAAGAUCCCCGACAUGCGGGACUCGUACGCCAGCACCCUCCCCACCCGCGGGUCACCCGGCAGACAUCGAGACUCGGUGACGUCCUCGCUGUGCAGGGACGGUCCUAAGGGCAGGGGUCAGGGGUCGGGGAUGGGUCUGACUUCUGAUCAGCUCUGCCUGAUGGCGGUUGGGGACGGAGGCGGGGCCAGAGGCUUGGCCCCGCCUCUUCUUGGCAACGAGACGGAAACCAGGGAGCGCAUGGAGGUCAUGGAGAAGCAGAUUGCCAGCCUGACGGGUUUGCUGCAACGUGUCCUCCAUAGGGCGCCCGACACUGAGAGCCCGGACAAGAUGGACUCAGCGAGCGACGGCUCGGCAACCGCCCCUGGACCUGCUAAGAUAAAAAAAGCCGUGACGCCGUCGGGCCCGCUGGCCUUGAUGCCACCACCCCUGCCCUCGGGCGCCGAGCUGCCAGUAAGCGUGUCCCGUGUGCAGAUGCAGCGCCACCUGCAGGGCCUGCAGCACAGCACCAACACCUUGCGCAUGCAGCUCUCACAGCUGCGCAGCAUGCAGCUGGAGAACCGCGACUCAGUGGUAGCCCUCCUGAGACAGACAGAGAUGGAGCUGAGUGGCAUGAUGUUGGAGACCGUGCCGCCCCAAGAAGACCCCCUGCAGAGACAGCGGCUCCUGGUGGAGGAGGAGCGUCUCAAGUACCUGAAUCAAGAGGAGCUGCUGAUCCAGAAGCUGCACAACCUGGAGAAGUGGGUGGAGGAGCUGCAGAGGAGGCGUGGCCUGGUGAGCGAACACGACAUGGAGCAGAGGAGUCAGGAGAUAAGUAACCUCGAGGAAACGCUCGGCCAGCUCAAGAACCAGUUCCCAGGUCUGCAGAGUCGGAUGCGGGUGGUUCUGCGGGUGGAGGUAGAGGCGGUCAAGUUCUUAAAGGAGGAACCUCUUCGCCUUGAUGCGCUGCUCAAACGCUGUAACAGCGUCAGCGACACGCUCAGCGCGCUACGCAGACAAGUCUGCGAGGGCCCCCGGAAGGACCCGGAAGACACCUUUGGCCAAUUGCAGAACAGGUCAGAGGAAGUCAACACCAUCGACAGUCCGCCGCUCAGCCUGGCUGACUGGGUGCCCACCCCCCGGCCCCCCCCUGAGCUGGACAACGUGCUCCCGCUAACUUUUAGAGGUCGAGCCACGGAUGAAUUGCAGAGUCGCCGCCCGGCUGCUAAAUGUGUGUCGGCCGAGGUCAGACUGGCGGCCGAGCGGGACUGGGAGGAGAAGCGGGCUAGCUUGACCCAGUUCAGCGCUCAGGACAUCAACCGCCUACUGGAGGAGACGCAGGCCGAGCUGAUGAAGGCCAUUCCCGACCUGGACUUUGCCACCAGGACCAUCAACAAGCCGGCUGUACCGCCCAAGCCACAAAUCAGCACAGGCGAGCAGAUUCCUAACAAAGUGCAGCUGGCGGCCCAGAAGCUGAACAGCCUGGAGGGGGUGGGACCUCCUCGAGGUUCUGUAGACCUGGGUGUGGUCAGGUGCCGCAGUGAGAAGACCUCCAAGUCUCCGCCGCCACCACCGCCUCGUCGCAGCUUCCCCUCGGCCCUCGGACUGAGCCCCGGCCGAGCGGGCGAUGCUAUCCUCGCCAACAAGAGUCUGAAGAUGGACGAGGACGGCCAACUGUCCAAGACAAUCGUCAAGCUGAGGCGUACUCCCUCCGACAACCCCCGGCCAGCCUCCACGCCGCCGCCGUCAAGUUUGCAGCAUGAAGAGCACGAGGAUAAGAUGGUCGCAGAGCUGCAGAGCAGCAGCACCACACCAGGGUUGCUCAAAGGUCCGACGGUGGCAGCGCGCCUCAAACACCUGGAGCAAGGUCACCUGGAGAGGAAUGCAGACCGCAAGUCCAAAGAGGAAGUGAAGGUUGUCCAGGAAGGAGGGCAGCAGGUAUUCCACUUUUAGGAGCUCCGCCUCCAUGGAAGCAAGUUACUAUAUCUCCGUGUUGGGAUUUUUGCUGGUAUGCUAGCUUGUGGAAAGCUAAUUUCCAUGCUAACAUUGGAAAGCAUCACAUGUUGUCUGUUAGCACUCAUGCUAGCUCGCACUGGCAGACAUUUAUUUCAUCUUCAAAAGCGGUUUGGUGUGGAAUGUCGUUGCUGCCCCCCUUGUGGUAAUCAUGACAUGUUCAAGCUCGAAAGCUUUUGAAAGCUAAGCUCCACUCGUCUUAUCUGCGCCUGCACACGCUCCGAGCGCACCUGAGCCUCCUCUGCGGACUGACUGAUAAGCACAAAGGAUGGUUCUCCUUCGCCGACUAAUUCAUUUUACACGCCCACGUCUUCGGAGACUCUGGAUCAGCUCGGCCACUCCCCGCCAAGAUGGCCGACCUCCGCUCGGCAUGCUCACGAGCGUGGCGUUCAUGGGCGCUCGAUAUAACGAAUCAUUUGCAUGACAAUUCCUUUGUGGCUUUAUGGAAACUCAUCUGUAGCGACGUCAUCAGGUCACGUGACUCCAUAGCAGACGUGACUGACGACAUCAUAGCAGAGGUGUGUCAUCACCACAUCAUGGACGACAUCAUAGCAGAGGUGUGUCAUCACGACAUCAUGGAUGACAUCAUAGCAGAGGUGUGUCAUCACCACAUCAUGGAUGACAUCAUAGCAGAGGUGUGUCAUCACAACAUCAUGGAUGACAUCAUAGCAGAGGUGUGUCAUCACCACAUCAUGGAUGACAUCAUAGCAGAGGUGUGUCAUCACGACAUCAUGGAUGACAUCAUAGCAGAGGUGUGUCAUCACCACAUCAUGGAUGACAUCAUAGCAGAGGUGUGUCAUCACGACAUCAUGGAUGACAUCAUAGCAGAGGUGUGUCAUCACCACAUCAUGGACGACAUCAUAGCAGAGGUGUGUCAUCACGACAUCAUGGAUGACAUCAUAGCAGAGGUGUGUCAUCACCACAUCAUGGAUGACAUCAUAGCAGAGGUGUGUCAUCACAACAUCAUGGAUGACAUCAUAGCAGAGGUGUGUCAUCACCACAUCAUGGAUGACAUCAUAGCAGAGGUGUGUCAUCACCACAUGGAUGACAUCAUAGCAGAGGUGUGUCAUCACAACAUCAUGGAUGACAUCAUAGCAGAGGUGUGUCAUCACCACAUCAUGGAUGACAUCAUAGCAGAGGUGUGUCAUCACCACAUGGAUGACAUCAUAGCAGAGGUGUGUCAUCACCACAUCAUGGAUGACAUCAUAGCAGAGGUGUGUCAUCACCACAUCAUGGAUGACAUCAUAGCAGAGGUGUGUCAUCACCACAUGGAUGACAUCAUAGCAGAGGUGUGUCAUCACGACAUCAUGGAUGACACCAUAGGUGACACUAUAGAUGACAUCAUUGGUAACAGCGUAGAAGACAUCAAAGGUGACACUAUAGACGACAUCAUGGAUGACACUAUAGGUGACGAUAUGGAUGACAUCAUUGGUAACAGCAUAGGUGACAUCUUGGUGCCACUUCAGAUGACAUCAUAGGAGAGACUACAGGUGACAUCAUAGGUGACAUAGCUGACAUCACAGGUGACAUCAUAGGUACAAUACAGGUGACACAUACGUGACAUAAUAGGUGACACUACAAGUGACAUCGUAGGUGCCACUACAGGUGACACGUAGGUGACACUACAAGUGACAUGUAAGUAACACUACAGGUGACAUCAUAGGUGACAUGUAGGAGACAUCAUAGGUGACACGUAGGUGACAUCAUAGGUGACAUUGCAAGUGAUAUGUAGGCAACAUUGUAGGUGCCACUACAGGUGACACGUAGGUGACAUCAUAGGUGGCAUUACAGGUAACACGUAGGUGACAUCAUAGGUGGCAAUACAGGUAACACGUAGGUGACAUCAUAGGUGCCACUACAGGUGACACGUAGGUGACAUCAUAGGUGCCACUACAGUUGACAUCUAGGUGGCACUACAGGUGACACGUAGGUGACAUCAUAGGUGUCACACAGGCGAUAUGUAGGUGACAUCAUAGGUGACACACAGGUGACACGUAAGUGACGUCAGAGGUGACGCUUAGGUAACAUGUAGGUGACAUCAUAGGUGGCACUACAGGUGACAUGUAGGUGACAUCAUAGGUGCCACAACAGGUGACAUCUAAGUGGCACUACAGGUGACACGUAGGUGACAUCAUAGGUGACACGUAGGUGACAUCAUAGGUGACAUGUAGGUGACAUCAUAGGUGGCACUACAGGUGACAUGUAGGUGACAUCAUAGGUGCCACUACAGGUGACAUCUAAGUGGCACUACAGGUGACACGUAGGUGACAUCAUAGGUGACACACAGGUGACACGUAGGUGACAUCAUAGGUGACAUGUAGGUGACAUCAUAGGUGACAUCACAGGUGACACGUAAGUGACGUCAUGGGUGACAUCACAGGUGACACAUAGGUGACGUCAUAGGUGACAUCAUAGGUGACACACAGGUGACACGUAGGUGACAUCAUGGGUGACACGUAGGUGACACGUAGGUGACAUCAUAGGUGGCAAUACAGGUAACACGUAGGUGACAUCAUAGGUGCCACUACAGGUGACACGUAGGUGACAUCAUAGGUGCCACUACAGUUGACAUCUAGGUGGCACUACAGGUGACACGUAGGUGACAUCAUAGGUGCCACACAGGCGAUAUGUAGGUGACAUCAUAGGUGGCACACAGGUGACACGUAAGUGACGUCAGAGGUGACGCUUAGGUGACAUGUAGGUGACAUCAUAGGUGGCACUACAGGUGACAUGUAGGUGACAUCAUAGGUGACACACAGGUGACACGUAGGUGACGUCAUAGGUGACAUGUAGGUGACAUCAUAGGUGACAUCACAGGUGACACACAGGUGACAUCAUGGGUGACAUCACAGGUGACACACAGGUGACACAUAGGUGACGUCAUAGGUGACAUCAUAGGUGACACACAGGUGACACGUAGGUGACAUCAUGGGUGACACGUAGGUGACAUCAUAGGUGACACACAGGUGACACGUAGGUGACAUCAUGGGUGACACGUAGGUGACACGUAGGUGACAUCAAAGAUGCCAGGUAGAAGUGCAGCGUUAAAAAGAUGUACAAAAGAAAAAUGUCAUCUAUGUUUUCUAUUUCUAUUUUUCUACGCAUGUUUUGGUGUAAAUGAUUUUUCUGAUGUUGUAUUUUCCCGCCAUGAUGAAGUCAACCAAUCAGUGGCCAUCUUGUCAGUGAUGUCAUAGACAUGUUUCCUGUGGCAUGCUGGCUGUCUCCACCUGCACGCGCUCCUCAAGAAUUAUAAUCACCAUCAUCAGAUGACAGCUGUCAAUCAAACUUGUGUCUGUGUUUGUGUGAUGGAUGUUGCUGAGUGGCCCCACACCCACCUGCUGGCAAGUGAUUUUUGGUCUUAUUUUUAGGUGCUAGUUGUCUUUCUUUUAUGUUCUUUUUGUAUUUCAUUUAUAUUCUGUUUUGUAUUGUUUUUAUCUUAUUUUUUGUCUUAUUUUUGUUCCGUUUGUCUUUACUACUUAUGUUAUUUUUAACUUUAUUUUUUUAUGUUCUUUUUUGUUUAUUUUCAGGUCCUCUUAUUUUAUUUUCAAUUUUUUUUGUUCACUUUUAUGUUCCUUUUUUGAAUCUUCUUUUUUAUUAUUAUUAUUUUUGUUUUUCAUUUUGUUCUUUUUGUCUUAUGUUUUGUUUUCUUGCCUUUAUUUUUAUAUGAUGUUUGUUUUUUUUCAGGUUUCAUGUUCUUUUUUGUUUACUUUACAAUGUUUUUGUCUUCCUUUCUAUGUGUCCGUUCUUUAUGUUUAUGUUCUACUUGUGGACAUUCUUCUUGACAAUUAAAAUGACCUCUGACCUCUGCA
Messenger RNA from Nerophis ophidion (straightnose pipefish), 7763 nucleotides. RefSeq names its product SRC kinase signaling inhibitor 1-like. Gene Ontology annotation, biological process: regulation of dendritic spine morphogenesis. Bases 259 to 3894 code for a protein of 1211 amino acids. The transcript has 19 exons. The record is from RefSeq and is a predicted model, not a curated record. Lineage: Eukaryota; Metazoa; Chordata; Actinopteri; Syngnathiformes; Syngnathidae. Gene Ontology annotation, cellular component: actin cytoskeleton; postsynaptic density; cytoplasm.